AUGAUCAACCUUGGCACUGACGAUUGCUUGCAACAACUAUUCUUCAACAUAAGUUGGCACGAUUUCUUAGCUCUUUCUGCGCACACAUACAAUCAACCCACACUUGAGUUCCUUUCCACUUAUGCGUGGGGCGACACAGAGGAGGUGCUCACAUUUAAACUCCAGGGUCGGCAACACCGACUCAAAUACGACAACCUCAACACUAUCAUAGGCAUAUACGAUACACACAACACCGACAUCUAUAGUUAUCAAUUGACCCAAUUCAAGAGUUUGCCCAAAGUAGAGUUUUGGACUCAAAUCACUAGUCUUCUAAACUUCAAUCCAAGUCGAAAAAAAGAUCCUUACAUCAUCCAUCCUUGUUGGAGAAUUUCCCACCGGAUCCUUUCAACUUCCAUCUUUGGUUGUCACGAGCCAGGACAAAUCAACACAGUCGAGCUAUAUUUCCUCUAUUGCAUGACUAGCCGUCGUUGGUCUUGCCCCGGUUUCGCCACUUUUUUCUUGGACAAGUGUGAUAUCAUACACAUGAAGACCACUAGCGACAUUUGCAUUGGAGGUCUCAUUACCCUAAUUGGUUUGGGUGUGGGCCUUCAAUUUCCCGAGUCUAAGUAUGUGCCAGUGGAUGACCCACCUCUCUACCUUCUCGACUGCUUAGCCCACACUAGGAUGGAAUUAUUGGUACCUAUCAACAAUCGUCAAUACUCCUGGCUCAACCACGUCAAGCAACCAGUUUAUACUUUACAUAAUAUAAGCAUAUCCGCCUUUACCACCAGCGACCAUGAAACUUGGUUCUUUCCUAAAGAGUUACAUGAUGAUGAUGUUGCAGAAGAUGAUGAUGAGAUGCAGGUAGACACUGGCCAUGCUGGUAGCCCAUUCGAGGCCGAAGACCAUUAUGACCUCCCAAUCCGACAACUGCCACCACCCUUUUAUGAUCAGCCCUCGGGAGCACACUUCGAGCCACAACAUGAGUACCAUUCCUAUCAACAACACAACGAGCCUGAGUUCCCUCUUGACAUCUACAGUCAGCUUGGUUCAUUGCACCUCCAGGGAAACCAGAAUACAACAGUCAUUCGACGUAUCGAGGAGCAGCAAGCUCGCGCCAGCAACUACAUGGAUGAUCUUUGGUAUCAUUUUCGUCCCGAAGGCGGUUACCGCCCUCGUGGGCCUCCUCCACCUUGA
Molecule: messenger RNA, 1176 nt
Organism: Lactuca saligna
Lineage: Eukaryota; Viridiplantae; Streptophyta; Magnoliopsida; Asterales; Asteraceae
Source: the annotation of a GenBank genome assembly